AUGACUGAUGGAGGUACAGAGAGUGAGAGAAGGGUGCUGGAUGCAGAGAAUGAGAUCGCGCUGCUGACGGAGGAGAUGCAGCAACGGGAGGAGGAGUUUGAGAAGGAGCUGGAGAAACAGAGGCAGGAGGCGGAGCUGAUCAGGGAGAAGCAGGAAGCCCGCAUCCAAGUGAUAGCAGAUGACCUUGACCUGGCUCAGCAGGCUGCGGACCACCUGCAGGGCCUGCUGGAGACGCGGGAGGGACAGAUGCAGGACGACAUACAGGAGGCUGACAUGUCCAACCAGAUGAUGGCUGCCCAGGAGGAGGAGUUGACCCGUCUGUAUGACAUCCUGGAUGCUCAGAAGGAGGAAAUGGAGAACCUGAACCAGAUGCUGGACUACCUGGCCCAGCAGGGACCCGAGGGAGUUGGCCCUGGGUUUGACGAUGAGUUGUGGCGUAUCAGACAAGAGGUGAACAACUUGAAGGAGACACUUGCCAUGCAGUCAGCCUAUGUCCAGACCAUGCCUCCUGACCAUGCCGGGGCAUCGGGGGUGGCCGCGGCGGCACAGGCAGGAGUCGGCGUUGGGGUUGGUGCUGCACCCCCCUACAGACAACCACCUGUGGUGCCACAGCCAACGAUGUUUGCCCAGCAGAAUGCACCCCCUGGGUCAGUUCAGGUUGGGUCAGCCCCACCCUCCAUCCGCCCCACCCAGCAUCCCACACGACCUGCAUCUAGUCCACCCCAGGCCCCAGCACCCAACUCCUCACCCCCGGGACGGACCUCCGCCCCCCUGCUGCACUCCUCACCGGGCCACGCCCCCCUUCUCCACAGCUCCCCAGGACACAGUCAGGCAGCUUCAGGAAACGGCAGCGUCCCCCCACCCAGCGCUAUGUCUGUGCCCAUCAUGGGAGGCAAUCUGGGUGCUCACCUCAGCUCACCUCCUCGGAUUCACAUGCUGGAACACCUCGGCACCGAGAGACGUGAGUCAAAGGCGCCUCCUGGCAGUGGGCGACCAACAGAGUCAACUCCAGUCAGACAGUCAGCGCGCCACCUGGGGCAGAAGGCUACCCCCCAGCUGACCCCAACGUGUACGCGUUGGGGACACCAGCGCAGCCUGUGGGUGGAGAGGGAGGAGUGGCGCCCUGGGGAGUGCCAACUUCGCCAGGUAUUGUCGGGCCACCACCCGGCCAUGUAG
Molecule: messenger RNA, 1176 nt
Organism: Haliotis rubra (blacklip abalone)
Lineage: Eukaryota; Metazoa; Mollusca; Gastropoda; Lepetellida; Haliotidae
Product: protein enabled homolog
Exons: 8
Coding region: 1-1176 (391 amino acids)
Source: RefSeq, a predicted model, not a curated record